AUGGCAGCUGCAGGAUCACCGGCACCAACAGCAGCAGCGGUAGCAGCUAAUCGAACAACCAUGUCUGGUGGUGGUGGUGCUGGCCCGAGUACUGGUACUGGUACAGGUGCUGCCAAAACGACCAAUGGCUGCACCACCAUUAAUACCACUUCCACUAGCUCGAAGAAUACUAAUACCAAUACGAAUGCUAAUACUAAUACUAAUACUAAUACGAAUGCUUCUUCUUCUUCCUCUUCCUCUUCGUCCGCUGCUGCUGCUGCUUCUUCCUCAACUGUCCCUUCGGAUUGUUCCUUGUCUGCCAAAAAACCGACGACGACACCGGGUGCGGCUGCCAGCAACACGGCCAGCAACACUUCUGUUUCCCCUCCUCUGACACCAACUUCCACCUCCUCUCAGUCCGCCACCACCACCACAACCACCUCCACCGCAAACAUCACUAACAACCUCGAACCCAUAAAAAACUCUCUUCCACCAUCUCCACUUCCGACUGAUUCUCACCAGCCGCCUGAGAAGCCUCCGUCUAGACUUCUCUCUUCACUAUCUUCAUCCUUCCUACAGCUUGCCACUCUUGCAAAACCAAACUCCUCCGCUUUCACUUCUGCUUCUGCUUCUGCUCAAGCUGCUUCCUCUGCCAAGAAGCCGAAGCUUUCAAGUCGAUCCGACUCCACCCCGACCUUGAAUACCUCCUCAGCUUAUACAUCUAGGACCAAUUCUCCUCUGGCUUCCUCUCCGACUUGUCCUCCCACCGGAUUGACUGAACCUCUAACAACAGCCACCACUUCAGUAUCAGCUGUGGUGGUUACGCCACAAAAAACCCGUCUAAAUCACACAUCCUCCGAUUCUCAAGCCAACUCAGCAACCGACCUCCUCAAGAUGGCCAUGGCUCAAAACGGCUUACUAAGAUUGGAGAACGAAGAUGAAGUCUCCGGCCAACGAACCCCUCGCCCAGACUUUCAGGAUAGACGUAUCCCCGCCAUCCUUCACGGUUUCCAACAGGUUUGUUUGAACCACAUUCCAAAUAUUUCAGCUACGCUUCGUAGAACCUUUAGUAGUGUUUUCCCACUUUCCCAGCUUCAAAGUGAGCUUUCAACAAAGCCGUUUGUCCCUGAGGAAGCCGUAGUUUCGGACGAUCGAGCGGUCCAACCCCUCACCUCGAACCGUCCGAUAGCUAUCCCUCUUUCUCGUUCGAUAUCUUGCCCGCAGAAAGGGGAAGUCGUCAUUUUGUCAGUCUCUGGGGUGCCUUUCGCCCCAGACGCCGAAACUCAACCGCCUCUUGGUAUCCCACUUGCUCAAAGAAAUGGACCUACUAAACUAACGAAGCCUAUUGCUGGUAUCAAGGAUACACCCCCGGCCACACCUCGAGGAACGACAUCUGAAGGGAAGGCACUGAUCAGCAUCGACACCAAAAUCACAAAGAAGGGUUCAGACUCUUCUGGCUCAGCUACAUCGCCAGUCACAAGACCUCCCAGAGGAAAAAUCACCGUUAGAGUCAUAGCUGGACGUAAUUUACGAACAACCCCUAGUAGCCCCAACGGACCGAAAGACCCUUACAUAGUGUGUACAUUUGAGAGCAACGAGUCCAUUUCAAAAGGUCCUAGUAAGAAAGACGAUGGAUUGGGAAAGCCUAUCGGAAUUCCUGGACUUCGAGGAAUCUCUAUCCCCAUGAAAAGUCGAACAAGCUCUAGCACGGACUUGCAGACACUUGGAAAAGAGAAAGGUGGAUUUGCGACAGCAAGUUGGGAUCAUGAAGCUAUCUUCGAUGUUGUUCAGGAUCACUCGGAAAUGGUGGUUACUAUCUACGAUCGCGAAAACCAAGAGACUUUCGUUGGGAUGGUUCGUAUAAGGCCUAUCCUCAAAGAAGAAGGCACCGUUAUCGAUGAGUGGUUCCCACUUCAACCGAGAUCCGAGGAGGAGCGAGCUGUUGUAACUGGAGAGAUCCAACUACAAGUGAUUUACGAGAAAACGGCGAAGAAACACUUCGGUCCGAGUGACUUCCAGAUUCUCAGGUUGAUCGGAAGAGGCACGUUUGGACAAGUUUAUCAAGUUAGGAAAAAGGAUACAAAUCGUAUCUAUGCGAUGAAAGUACUGUCUAAGAAGGUUAUUGUCCAGAAGAAGGAGGUUGCGCAUACCAUAGGAGAGCGUAAUAUCCUGGUUCGGACAGCGACUACUGACUCCCCAUUCAUCGUCGGCCUUAAAUUCUCCUUUCAAACACCCACAGACCUCUUCCUUGUCACCGAUUAUAUGUCCGGAGGCGAGUUGUUCUGGCACCUGCAGCAAGAAGGACGCUUUAGCGAAGAGCGUGCUAAGUUCUAUAUUGCGGAACUUAUUCUUGCACUCGAGCACCUCCAUAACCAUGAUAUCGUCUACCGCGACCUAAAACCCGAAAAUAUUCUGCUCGAUGCAAACGGGCAUAUUGCACUAUGUGACUUCGGCCUCUCGAAAUCGAACCUUAGCAAGAACGAGACAACCAAUACCUUCUGCGGAACAACAGAGUACCUUGCUCCAGAGGUGCUGUUGGAUGAGCAAGGAUACACCAAAAUGGUGGACUUCUGGUCCCUUGGUGUCCUCGUUUUCGAGAUGUGCUGCGGCUGGAGCCCCUUUUUUGCAGAAGAUACCCAACAAAUGUACAAGAACAUCGCCUUUGGUAAAGUCAGGUUCCCUAAGGAUGCUCUGAGCCUCGAGGGUAGAAAUUUCGUUAAAGGGCUCUUGAAUCGCAAUCCGAAGCACCGACUUGGCGCUCUACGUGAUGCAGCUGAGCUGAAGGAACAUCCGUUCUUCGCUGAUGUUGACUGGGAGGCGCUUAAACAAAAGAAAUCUAUUCCGCCGUUUAAGCCAACUCUUAAAUCCGAAACGGAUACUCAGAAUUUCGACACUGAGUUCACGAAUGCGCCCAUUCCAGGAUCGGUUAGAAACGAUAUCGUGGCAAGCACGCCGCUUAGCCCGGGAAUGCAGAAUGCCUUCCGUGGAUUCACGUUUGUUGAUGAACGAACUCUUGAGGAGCAAUUUGGGAAAUCUGUUCAGUCACACCAUAGCUAUGAGGAUCAUAAAAUGGAUGAUGAUAGUGACGACGACGACGAUUUUGACGAAGGAUUUGGCCACCGUGGAAAAGGUGGCACUAACGGGAAGCCGAAGAAUGGUGAUGAUGAUGGCAUGUUCGCUACCGAUAAUAUCGAUAUCUAA
Orbilia oligospora ATCC 24927 is the source of this 3180-nucleotide messenger RNA. RefSeq lists its product as uncharacterized. Lineage: Eukaryota; Fungi; Ascomycota; Orbiliomycetes; Orbiliales; Orbiliaceae. The transcript has 5 exons. Gene Ontology annotation, molecular function: ATP binding; protein serine/threonine kinase activity. The record is from RefSeq and is a predicted model, not a curated record. Gene Ontology annotation, biological process: protein phosphorylation. Bases 1 to 3180 code for a protein of 1059 amino acids.